AUGCUUGCUCUAAGGACAGCAACGCGCUACGCAUGGCGACGCCCUCGCAAUAUUGGACAAGUGCGCUUGUUCACCAAUGCUCAGGGCUACGAUGCCAUUGUGCUGAAUGCUUCUUCGGAUAGCGGACGAUUGUCCUUAGCAGAGAGCCAACUUAUUUCCCAGUCUACGCGAAGCACUAUUCUAGAACAGCUGAGCGUUUCUAACUUCAAGAAGGCCGGCGAUGUUCGAGUUCUUUACAAUGUUGGUGGUGUCAAGCAGGUUGCAAUUGUCAAUCUCGGCGAUCGUAAACAGCUCAAUCAAGGUGACAACUUGGAAGGCAAACGCUUAGACGCUGCUAGAACGGCGGCUGCAAUUGGUGUGAAAGCCCUUCUCAAUCAGGACGUUCAGAGCAUUGGCAUCGAUAUCAGCACCAGUGCGCAUGGUGCAGCUGAAGGUGCUACCUUGGCAACUCAUUCGUUUGAUCGAUUGAAAAACCCAAAAAGCAGAAAGCCUGUCGUAGACAUUGGUCCGUUUUUGGAAACGAUUGAGAAUGUUGAUCCUUUCUUGACCUGGGAAACAGGUCAGAUAUAUGGUGCAUCUCAAAAUUUGGCUCGCUCGCUCAUGGAAACACCAGCAAACUUGAUGACCCCCAAAAUCUUUGCUGAAGAAAUUGCAUACUUACUUGCUGGCCUGGAAAAGGUCGAAGUUAUUGUCAGAGAUGAAGAGUGGGCUUCUAGACAAGGCAUGAAUUCUCUUAUUGGUGUGGCAAAGGGAAGUGAGGAACCACUUCGCUUUUUGGAGAUUCAGUAUAAGGGCGGAAAAGAAGGAGAUGCACCACUCGGUCUUGUCGGAAAGGGUGUCACUUUUGACUCUGGAGGUAUUUCUAUCAAACCCUCAAACAACAUGGCACUAAUGAAGGGUGAUAUGGGUGGAGCUGCAACCGUGGCCGGCGCUUUGUAUGGUAUUUGCAAACUUGGUCUACCACUCAACGUCACUGCUGUCACUCCUUUGUGCGAAAACAUGCCAUCAGGAAGAGCAACAAAGCCAGGAGAUGUUAUCAAGGCCAUGAACGGUAAAUCCAUUGAGGUCAUCGACACUGACGCUGAAGGCCGAUUGAUUCUGGCGGACGCAUUGUACUAUUUGAGCUCUCAACACAAACCUCAUAGCAUCAUCGACCUCGCUACACUGACUGGUGCCAUGGAUGUUGCCCUUGGUAAUGCUUUUGCUGGUGUAUUCACCAACUCUGAUAACUUCUGGAAGCAGCUUGAUGCUGCUGGUCAAUUUAUGUCAGACCCAUUCUGGAGAAUGCCUUUGAACGACGCUUACCUGGAGGAAAUGACCAGCUCAAGCGUUGCAGAUCUCAACAAUCUUGGCUUGGGUAGGUCCGGAGGCGCAUGCUCAGCAGCUAUUUUCCUUAAGCAAUUUGUGAGCGGCAUCGAGAAUGCUAUUCCCAAUGUCAGCGGAAACCCAGAGCUUGAUGAUGCUGUUGAACAAGCCGAAAAUGAAGAGAAGAUUGCCUGGGCCCACAUAGAUAUCGCUGGUGUAAUGGAUUCCAAGCAUAGUAAUGGAUACCAUGUCAAAGGAAUGAGUGGUCGCCCGACAAGAUCUUUGGUGGAACUUGCAAGAAGCAUUGCCUCCAAGUAA
Molecule: messenger RNA, 1623 nt
Organism: Umbelopsis ramanniana AG
Lineage: Eukaryota; Fungi; Mucoromycota; Umbelopsidomycetes; Umbelopsidales; Umbelopsidaceae
Exons: 9
Coding region: 1-1623 (540 amino acids)
Biological process (GO): proteolysis
Cellular component (GO): cytoplasm
Molecular function (GO): metalloaminopeptidase activity; manganese ion binding
Source: RefSeq, a predicted model, not a curated record